UACACCCCUACCUUUACCACCUUCGUAAUCAUGCUGUCUCUCCUCGCAAAACCUUCACCAUUUCGAACAGAACAGAACCGCCGUCAAAGGAAUCGAAACGACGGCGUGUCCUUCACCAAGCGUGGAACAUGGAGGAAAGUGGAAACCAAGUUCCAGUGCUGCAGCACCAACGUGAAGAGGAUGAAGAAGAAAUCGUUUGUUUGGAUGAAUCGUUCUUCAUCAAUGACAAUUACCAGCUGACGAAAUUCUCGUUUGGAUCUCAAGAUAUUCAGCUCUACUGUCUGCGUUCUGCUUCCACUGAUUUUGAUUUGACAGGGCAACUGGUAUGGCCCGGAGCAAUGGUGCUGAAUGAUUUUCUUUCCAAAAAUCCGGAGAUGCUUAAGGAUUGCACUGUCAUUGAAUUAGGAUCUGGCGUUGGUAUUACUGGAAUACUUUGCAGCAGAUUCUGCCAUAAAGUUGUGUUGACAGAUCAUAAUGAAGAAGUGAUCAAGAUCAUAAAGAAAAAUAUAGAGCUGCAUUCAUGUCCUGAAAAUAUUAGUCCUACUUGUCAUGGAUUAGCAGCAGAGAAGCUAGAAUGGGGGAACACCGAUCAGAUCAAUGAAAUUUUGCUAAAAUAUCCUGGAGGUUUCGACGUCAUUCUCGGAGCUGAUAUUUGCUUUCAGCAGUCAAGCAUCCCUAUGCUGUUUGAUAGUGUUAAACAGCUGCUGGAGGUUAGAGAGGGCAGAAAAUGCAAAUUCAUACUAUCCUAUAUAUCACGAGCUAAGACCAUGGAUUCAAUGAUUAUUUCUGAAGCUUCUAAGCUUAGGAUGCAGAUGAAAGAAUUGCCUGGAACUCGGUGUAUUAUUGGGAACCAUGAAGGAGUCAUCUUUCAAGUUACCCUUGAGUAGAAAUUUUACAUAUAGUUUGAGGUUUUCAGAAACAUGUCAUAUGCAACCAGAACUGAUUUUGGAUGAGCACAAGCUGUUAUAUUUAUUCCAAUUGAAAGCUACUCAAUCGUCCCUCUGCCAAUCUUCUCAGACAACAUGUGUUGAUGGCUUAGGAAACCCAUGGGUUUGAUGUUGGAAUAUGUAGAAUAUGCUAGAAAGAGAACCUAUCUUGUAAAAUGUAAUUCUCUAUUUGAAAGGAUACAUUACAUAACCUACAACGCAAAAUUUUCAAAACAAUUUGAUUGGAUUGACUGCA
Molecule: messenger RNA, 1182 nt
Organism: Lotus japonicus
Lineage: Eukaryota; Viridiplantae; Streptophyta; Magnoliopsida; Fabales; Fabaceae
Exons: 8
Coding region: 129-887 (252 amino acids)
Biological process (GO): protein methylation
Cellular component (GO): nucleus
Molecular function (GO): protein methyltransferase activity
Source: RefSeq, a predicted model, not a curated record